AUGGCGUUUGGCACAUUCGGGUCUCUCUUGGUCUCCCUCCUUCUGAGCGCCGCAGCUCUCUCCGCCGAGGUUCCUGCAGCGGCCUUGGGUGACAGGAAGCCAUUCUCACCCCCGGCUCGACGAUUUGCAAACACGGAAGGUUUUUUCCAGAGCCUGCAACUCACCAACAACACGGCCAAACCCGCGCUGAACUUUACCUCGGACAUCUUCCAUGGCGCCUCUUUUGACCUUCUCAACCAUACUGCUAGCUCACUGCAGCAGAUUGAGAUGCUCCCCGAGGUCGAGAAGCUAUGGCCCGUCUCCGUUGUGUCAGCAGUGAAGCCCAAUACCUCCGACAUCAUGUCAGAGCCGCUACCGAAGUGGGACCCUCAUACGCUCACCAACGUUGACAAGGUCCACAAGCUUGGCCACCGCGGCGAAGGCGUCGUUGUAGCGAUUGUUGAUACCGGCAUCGACUAUCUCCAUCCAAAUCUCGGGGGUGGAUUCGGUGCGGGUUUCAAGGUCGAAGGCGGGUAUGACCUCGUUGGUGACGACUAUGAGAUCGGGAGAGAGUAUGUGCCUGAUGCCGAUCCUAUGGACUGCGCCGGCCACGGAACCCACGUCGCUGGUAUCGUUGCGAGCUCUCACGGUGACCUACCUGGAGUCGCACCUGAUGCCCGCUUGAGGAUCUACAAGGUCUUUGGGUGCGGCGGUAGCAGUAUGGAGGAUGUCAUCGCCCAAGGUUUCAUCCAGGCCUACGAGGAGGGCGCGGAUAUCAUAUCUGCCUCUCUGGGAUCGAAUGCUGGCUUCCCUGAGAACAUCCUUGCUGUAGUCGCCUCUACCAUCCAAACUAAGGGAACUUUUGUUACGGUCGCCGCGGGUAACAGUGGUGAGAUGGGACCCUUUUACACCAGCAGUGCUGCCAACGGCUUUGGUGUUACGGCUGUAGGCAGCGUUGAGCACACCCAAACCGCAGCCUUUACGGUAGUUGCGAGGUCAAAUAACAAUGAGACGCGCGAGAUUCUUUAUGUUAGCUCCGAUACUGCGCAGUGGACGCUCAACGGCACAACACCCGCACACUUCCUCAACCAGAACUAUACCGGCCUUGACUCUUGCGACGUCUGGGACUUCCCCGGUGUUUCGUCAGACAGUGUUCUCAUAUUGCCUCGAAGCACCUGCAUCUGCGAGUGCUGGCAAGUUCUAGACUCCAAUCUUUUCGGAACGAGCGUGAAGUGGGUUUUCUACUACAACUUCGAAGAUGCUGCCUGGGAGAUCCCGAACAGAAGCGUCUACAACCCUGAGGAGCAGCCCCUCGGAUUUGGUCUCAUCAGUCGAGAGGAUGGAAAAUGGCUCGUCCAGCAGAACGAAUUGGGUCGCAAGGUGGAUUUCGAGUUCGUAGCCAAUGGUGGUAAGGCAGUCGGCGUUCCCGGUGCCAACUCCGAGUCCAUCGCAGGUGCCAUUGACUACUUUUCCUCAUGGGGCUUGACAGUAGACGGUCGUCUCAAGCCCGAGAUCUCAGCUCCCGGCGGUUCAAUCCUCUCCACGUAUCUGACAUCUGAGGGCGGAUGGGCUGUUCUGUCCGGAACCAGCAUGGCCACACCAUACAUUGCCGGCGUUGCCGCCCUCUAUUUCUCAGCCAACAGUGGCCGCUCCAACAUCGCCAACAACGCCGGCGACUCCGCUCACCACCUCAUCACCUCCAGUGGCAAGCCGGUCGCUCACCAUGAUGGAAGCGGCUCCCUCGCCCCCAUCCCCAUGCAAGGAGCCGGUAUCGUCGACGCCUUCAAGGUCAUAACUUACAAGACAUCCAUCAUCCCUGCCGUCAUCAACCUCAAUGACACGGAUCAUUUCCAAGGCACGCACGAGAUCAGGAUCGAGAACAGAGGAAACGAGACCGUGACGUACAACAUCGUCCACGAAGCCGGCUCCACCAUCACCACCAAGCCCGAUUCUGAUCCUGUGGUCGCGUUCCCUCCGGUCCCGUACUCCUCGACCGAGGGCGAGCAAGCCACAGUCAAGUUUUCGGCGACUGCGCUCGAUGUAGCUCCUGGCACAACUGGAGUUCUGACGGUAACCUUCAUCGAACCUGCCAGUAUCGAUGCGAAACUGUUCCCCAUCUAUGGCGGAUACAUCAACAUUGUUGGCUCCAAUGACGAGUCUCUACGAGUGACCUACGCUGGUAUCAAGGGCAGCGUCUAUGGCAGUAACAUAUGGGCUGACGAAUGGAUUGACCCUGUCAUACAAACCCCAGACUUUGUGCUAAUCCAAGAGAAUGACACCUUCAAGAUGACCAUUGAAGACACCUUCACCAUUGACUUUGACAUUCUCUGGCCUACCCGAGAGUUCAGCUUCGACCUCGUCGAUCCCUCCUGGGAGCCCACAGACUGGUCCUAUCCCUUCUUCCCAGGUCAGAACAACUACGUUGGUUCUCUCCAGCACUACAACCUCAUCUCGGACGCCUCCUUUGAUGCUCCUGUCCAGCAGUACCCGCGCCUGCCUUCGAGUACAUGGUGGCCGAGUGGUAACUUCUCGCACGGCAGUGCGAUCGAGAGCGGCGAGUACAAGAUUCUAUCGAGGGCACUUCGGACUUAUGGAGAUUAUCACAAUAUGAGUGACUGGCAAAUUAGGCUCUCGCCCAAGAUCAUUGUCGACAAGGAUAAGGCAUAAGGUUCAUGGAUAUAACUACGUGGGAUGGAAACUUGACAGUAAUACCAAGCACAUGUAGGCAAGCUGCUAUAAGGUGCAUCAUUGUGCUAAGGUACUAAGUAAUUUCAACUGUGAGUAGUCUCUUGAGGAAUUCAUGCUAAGC
Messenger RNA from Colletotrichum godetiae, 2788 nucleotides. Its product is annotated as peptidase S8/S53 domain-containing protein. Bases 1 to 2646 code for a protein of 881 amino acids. The record is from RefSeq and is a predicted model, not a curated record. NCBI's taxonomy places the organism in Eukaryota, Fungi, Ascomycota, Sordariomycetes, Glomerellales, Glomerellaceae. Gene Ontology annotation, cellular component: cell wall; membrane. The transcript is spliced from 11 exons. Gene Ontology annotation, molecular function: serine-type endopeptidase activity. Gene Ontology annotation, biological process: proteolysis.